This is a messenger RNA of Magnusiomyces paraingens, 7293 nucleotides long. RefSeq lists its product as uncharacterized. Gene Ontology annotation, biological process: DNA integration. Gene Ontology annotation, molecular function: nucleic acid binding. The record is from RefSeq and is a predicted model, not a curated record. The coding region runs from base 1 to 7293 and encodes 2430 amino acids. NCBI's taxonomy places the organism in Eukaryota, Fungi, Ascomycota, Dipodascomycetes, Dipodascales, Dipodascaceae. The transcript has 9 exons.
AUGUCUAAUCACGGAAACACUACAGGAGUCAAUGAAGGACCCUCAUCCUUCGAGUCAGCCAGCACUGGAAGUUCUGUUGCCCACUCAACAUCUGAGACCCAUUCAAAGAACAACGCCAGCUCUUAUGAGACAUUCGCCGAUCUCCCUGUUCAUCGUCAAAUUGAUCUCGCUGACCGUUCUGGAUUUACCGUUAGACAAUUAACCAUUGCCAACAUACCAGUUUGUUCCGAAGGAUGUGAAGCUGAAUUAAAAGUCUUAGCAGACUUGACAGCUUACAUUAGAAACUCAAACUUCAAAGCUAGUCCUCCCCCAUCUCAAAAGGUUAUGAGCUCCUUUGACGCUUCUCAAGCGCCAAAUUUCAAACAAUUUCUCUACAAAAGUGAAUUGGAUUUUUGGAUAUACGGUCUUAUUGGGCAAAUUAACAGCUGCGGCCGGAGUUUUUGGAACAACUAUAUCUAUAAGCCAAUUGUUGGCCAUACUGCCCUUCAGCUUGGUUACGGUAUCAGGUUUGAGAGGGCCCUUGAUGAACUACUCAAGGCUUACAUUUUAAAAACCACGCCUGCAGCUAACCUGGCUGCAGCUGAACAGGCCCGGUGGGACACGUCGCCCGAGUUUCUAAAAACUCCACCUAUGGAUUCGGCGUCUGUGCGGGAAGAAGCCAUGGGGGUCCUAUUUGAACCAGGAAAAAGAAUGGCCCGUAUAGAUCCCGAAAUCCUAGAGCCCGCCGACCUGGGGCGAGUGCUCUCAUUUUACCAACGUCUUAAUCAUAUUGGUUUGCGCAUAUCCCCAAGCCCUGAGCUUAACAUUGUAUUUGCGAUGACGCAAGCUAUCUCAGUAGGAGUUCCAGGUCCUAGUUAUUUCUCCGGGCUCACCAGCAGUGAAAUUGAAACCAAAAUACAAGCUACUGUUACUGAAGCUUCCAAGUGGGCCUCUGUAGUGGAGCAAUAUUUCUUUAACAACCCAGAUGGCACCUUUCAUCGUGACCUUAUCUUAGCAGUACUGAAUAACAACAAGGUUUCAGCAGCUGCUCGCGAAGAUCCUCAGAGUCAUCUCUGGGGGAUUACCAAGUUUGUCGACAUUUUCAAGUCAAGAUCUGGAGGAUGGAGCCCCUGUGAUUCAGUUGAAAUCCCAGCGCUAGUUGAAGCAACUUCUGCAGCCUUCGUAAAAGGUCGAAGAAUUAUUGACGGUUCAACAAAAGUGGUGCCAAAGCAGGAACCCAAGCAAGAACCCAAGCAGGAAUCCAAGCAGGAAACCUCGAAGAAAGCUGGCCACUCUGAUACCAAGCAAGGAAAAGGGAAGCAGUGGUCCAAGGGGUCCGGUGGCAACAAGAGGCGCAACAAUGAAGACAAGCAAGCUAGAAAGUCGAACUCUGAUGGUCAAAACAGAGUUGCUGCCUUGAAAGCUACCGAAUAUCUUGAGGUGGCUCGCGACGAUGUUGAAACUCUUUGCUCGGUUGCUCGGGCUAUCCAAGACGUAUUUGAUAAUGACGGCGGAAGCAGUGAUUAUUCGCCAGUUGCUUUUCUUCCACCUGCCAACCAAAUCGCCUCUGUGGGUGAAACAAAUCUUCCAAAUGUUCUUGAUUCUGGAAAUGCUACUGGUCAUCUUAUCUCAGACAACAGUUACUUUGUGUCGUAUGAGAAAUACAGCAGCCCCAAAACCAUCAGCUCCUAUGGUGGUGACGGUGGCACCAAUAUUUGCCAUAUUGCUGACGCACUUUAUUUUCCUGCUGGGUCUAGCAAUUUGUUUUCUGAUUCUGUCUGGCGCACGCACGAUGUUUCUUUUCAUACGGUCCCAAGUGGGGACUGUCUGGCCUAUUUUGGUGAGGAAAAGGUUGGUAGGGUUGGUGGUGCCAGAGAUGCCAAGUCUCACAUUUGUGCCAACAUUGUUCCGGUAAAGUUUACUAGGAAUAUCGUACCUCCAACUGGCUCCUUCAAGUUCUCAGGAAAUUCAAUUGACUGGGAUCAGAUUUGCAGACAAGGACCAGAAGCUAUGAGGAAGGUUGAUAAAUCAGCUCUCGCUGUUGGAAAGGGACUUCCUGUCCUCUCACCGUCUCUCAAAUUUAUUGCAAAGGAGGCCGUGUUGAAUUCGCAGGCACUUGACUGUCAUGUUCGGUUUGCUCAUUGCUCUUUGACUUCGGUGAAGCAUUUAGCCAAGCUUGCUGAUCCUCCCUUUGAGGUGACCAAGCGUGACGAAGAGUUGAUCAAGGACUGUGUCAUAUGUGGCACGUCAAGAAGCAUUAAGCGGUUCACUUCUCCGGAUAAGCAUAUAGCUUCUGAAUCCACGGCUCCGUUAGCCCAGAUUCAUGCUGAUCUCGUCGGUCCCAUAGGUCCUGCCUCUUCAGGGGCCAGCUCUGGGAAACUUAUCCAGUUCUUUAAGCAGUUUGUGCCCAAAGCUGCUCGCCGUGCUGCUGACGGCAAGGCCACCAAGCUUAUUACUGACAAUGGUGGUGAAUUUAUCUCUGGCACACUUGGAAAAUUUUUGGCAGAUUGGGGCGUCAUUCAUAUUUUAACUGCUCCUGAUGAACACCAACAAAAUGGAAAAAUUGAGCGUGCCCACCGCACACUUCGUGAGAUAUCUACUAGAGCCUUGAUGCAGUCGACACUCUGGGCCAAUAUCUACUGGGACUCUGCCUGGCUCUACGCUGUGCAGGUAUAUAAUUUCUCCAUAGUUAAUAAAGCCGGUAUAUCACCUUAUGAAGCCUUUACGGGCAGAAAACCACCUAUAGCACUAGUGCACACAUUUGGCUGCCUAGUUUUUGUCAUUAAAUCUGAGUCUCAGAAACUCAAAGGGACCCUUCAGCCUCGGGGCGAGCCUGCUCUGUAUUUGGGUCCCGACCCGUUAAAUCCUAAGAAUUUUCUAUGCAUUACGAAGAACAAGCGCAUUCGGCGCUGUGUACACGGCAACUUUCGUGACCAUGUCUUGCCUGGCGUUAAAUUUUUUGGCGAAAAGCCAAUUUACGAGGGUGACAUUCUCAUUGACUACAGUGAGGUUGGAAAUCGUGACCCUGACUACAGUGACUCUUCCACUGAUGAAUCAGAAAGUGAAGAUGAAUCUGACUCUGACGACUACUCUCCCACUUCACUCUCUGGUGGUGGUGGUGGUAACUUUGGCUGGACUUAUGUGGGCUCUGAGGGAAGGAGCCACAGAUCCAGCAGAUUGGAGGACCAGGAUUCUACUUCUACAUCAUCGACACCUAUAACUGUAAACUCUUUUCAACCGUUGGAAGAUGUUGAUGUGGAGCUGGUUGCAGAUGAAUCAAUUAGUGUUGCUGACGACAAAGAUACACUUCAGUCUGAGGAUCAUAUAUUGCUCGAAGAUUCUGCUGUUGAUGAUGCUGAUUUGAGAUCGGUGAACUCCAACGUAGCUGGUCGCCCUGGUUCCGAAGAUACUAACGAAGAUUUUUCUCACGAAAAUUCAUUUUCUGAACAUAUGGUAAAGCUCCAGAAAGCCUUUGCUCCAGGAACUCACUACACAUUUUGGAUGAGGGAUGACAGUGUGGAUCUUGCGCUGUCUGGAACUGCUGAACUUAUCCGUGAGGCUUCAGCUGUUGAAACCGCGAACCAAUCUUGUGGUGACAAUCAGGAUGCGGUUGACUCAGAAACCAAUGAUGAAGACAUGGAUGGGUCUGUGGAACAUAUACUGGGUUUCGACGAAUUGGAAGACUCAUCAGAUUCUGAAUUUUCGUCUAGCGACGUUGUCAUGGAUUCCUCUACUAAGUUGGAGGAAGCUCCUGCGAGAGAUGUCGGGGUGCCGCAAGUUUUAGGUGACACUCAAGGUACUGCUACAAGCACAAAUAAUCCUGCCAGCAAUCAACUGGUUUUGGCGGCGGCGGAACUUGUACGGGCCACCACCGAGCUAGUACAAAAUACGACGUCAGCAAAUCGGUCUGCCAGAAUGGCUGAGGCGGAGCCAAGUGGCUGGCUCCUCAGGUAUACGGCAGGAGCUACCGGAGCUACCCCAGCGCCCUCCUCUGAGAGGCUGUUGCUGGGAGCUGGUGGUUCUGAUACUGUUACUACUGCUGCAUCUGGAAGUGGCAGUGAACUGAGAGACACUGCUGAGAAUGAUCGCCCACGCUUACCGCCUGCACCAUCUACUCAGAGGCUCCUGCUAGAGUAUGGGCGAGCAGGGGACGCUACAAGCUUUGGGGACAAUGCAAGCGACGUGCAGCACAGCUCCGUGCAACAAAAUCGACAUAUGCUACUUCCGGCUCCACCUUCGAGACGGUUGUUGUUGGCAGCUCCUCCUUCUUCUUCUGAACAUGAUUCGCAAACUGCUGGGCAAGUAGCUGUUCGACAAGCAAGCCAACACUCUGCUCCGGCAGAAGCCCAACAGCCUCUUGCUGAUACUGAAAGAAUUACUAGGUCUGCUGCGGGUGCUGCGGGUGCUGCGGGUGCUGCGGGUGCUGCGAGUGCUGCGAAAGUGCCUGCUCCGUCGUCCAGACACCGUCAUCGAGAAGCUUCUCGGGACACAGUUGUUGUUAACAAAAGAUUGGCUGAUUUGAUUGAGCAAAAUGGCUAUUAUGUUCCUAACAGUGCACUUCAGCGGCUGGCGCGAAAAGAAAAUUCUUCAUUAAUUCUAAAUCGCACAAAUCUAAUUACCCGGCCUACUGAUAACCUUCCACUAAAAGUAUCCUCAGAAAAUUCGACUUCAAGCUCUUCACCAAGAUUGGAAAAUGAAGCCACGAAUGAUUCUCCUACAACACCUUCUACUCCUGCUUCUUUGUCCUCGGAAUCAUCUGCACAUUCGGUGCCAGUGGUUACUUCGCCAACCUCCUCUGCUGUGACGUCUCCCACAUUAGAAAGCUCUUCUUCUCGUCGUGAUCAUCAAACCACUCCUCCCUCGUCUUCGAAUCGCAUGCUGUCAAUAGCACAACGCAAUAUCUUACGCAGCGCGGCUGAAGCCAUCUCAAGAAUCGACUUAGGAGCUUUAAGAAAUCUGCGAAAAAGAAAUCGCUCUGCAAGCCCAACCACUACAGCAUCGGGCUUACUUUGGGGCUCUCGCUCCUCUGAUCGGCACAGUGAUAAACUGAAACUCUCGAACUCUGAGUCAGCUUUGGACUCGGAACCUAGGUCACUGCUACAUGGCUUGCCACCUCGUGAGCGUUCAACACUGAGAGCCUCACACGGCCACCUCCAGGGUACACCGGAUCUUAGAUUCAACCCCACUCCCGAUGCAGUUCCCUUUCUUUCUCACACUCACUCGGCAACACACAAUGUCCCUACUACUUCAACAUCAGUGGAUGAAGACUCAGUCGUUAGCACUGACUCGCCGUCCCACUCUCCCGCCUCCACACCCGAAAUUGAAGUUGAGGCUACAAGCGAUGAAAUCUUAACCGCAGCACCCUACAAUUCUGACUCCCAGGGCUCAUCAGAACACUUAGCUGACGGCAUUGAUUUCUUACAUGAAACUUUCCCAUCAGGAGAUCCGUCUGCCGGGGCUGCCGACGAUGUCAUUGGCAUUGGCUGCAUCUACUCGAACUCUGAAGAACCAACUGUGAAAGCCCGCAUGGCGUCUGGAAGACUUGACACACUCAACGCUAUUAACAUUAAGCUUCCAAUUUUAAGAAAUGACAUCAAAGUGUCAGAAUCUAGCAAACCAGGUCUCUACUUUACGGCUCCUGAUGUGGAGAAUGUUAGAGCUCUCAUCAGCGACAGAGAUUGGGCCGAUCUUAAGGAUCGCCCUGCCUUCAUUCGAUUUCCGAAUGUGGGAGUGGCGCUGCUCGACCCUGGCAAGAAGCUAAAAAGGGACCCACGGUCACUUGCGGAAGCCAACAACAGAGAAGAUAAGCGCUUCUGGUUUGAUGCGGCCUAUUCGGAAUUUGCUGCCAUUGAUGGAAAUCAUGUCUACCAAGUUGUGCCUCUCCCGGCGGGUCGCAAAGCCCUUGGCACCAAAUGGGCUCGUCUUGUUGUUCAGGGGUUUCGUCAGAAGUUUGGUGUUGACUAUGUUGACACCUUUGCGCCAGUGAUGAGAUUCAGCACUGUUCGUCUCAUUUUCGCCCUAAGUGCGGCGAAGAACUGCGAGAUGCACCACGUCGAUGUUAAAAAUGCUUUCUUGAAUGGAGAUCUAGAAGAAGACAUCUAUGUCAAGCCACCAACAGGAAUUGACCAUAAUACCCCUCCUGGCAUGGUCUGGAAGCUGAAUAAAAGCUUAUAUGGACUGAAGCAAGCCCCUCUGUGUUGGAACAAGAAGCUUGUUGACAAGUUGGAAGCACUAGGUUACAAAGCUGCCAAGAAAGAACCCUGUCUCUUUACAAGAUUAAUGGCAAAGACUUCAGGCCUAUCUGGUUACUUUGCCAUCAAAGAUGAAGGUGGUGUUAACAAAUUCUUGGGAAUCAGAGUCCAGGACUCCGACAGGACAAUAUCUCUGGAUCUGGAACAUUAUAUUGCUGACAUGAUUGAGGUUUUCAAAUUGAGUAAUCAAACAGCUAAGUCGAUACCGUUGCCCAAGAAACAUGGCCUUGAUUUCCCACAGGGCCUCGAUGCUCGUCCAGCUAACCAAUCGCUGUAUCGCAGCAUUCUUGGCAAGCUACAGUUUGCUGCACAGACGGCCCGUCCGGACAUUGCCUACGCUACAGGCAAGCUUGCUCAGUAUGCGAGUGACCCUAGAGCUAUUCAUAUGGAUAGAGCAUAUCAUGUUCUGAGCUACCUCAAAGGCACCAAGGACCUGGCAAUUGUCUAUCACAAAAAUGUACCAGGGGCCUCUCCGCGGCUUCUGAGAGGCUGGUCAGAUGCCGAUUGGGCAAACGAUCCCGACAGGAAGUCUAUCUCAGGCUUUGCAUUCUCUCAUGGUCCCUCAACCUUCUCUUGGAAGUCGGCCAAACAGAAGUUGACAGCAACUUCCACAACCGAGGCUGAGCUGAUUGCCGCUUUCUCUGCCACGUGUGAGGCAGUUUACUUCCGAGAUCUUUUGGAAGAACUUGGUGAAUCUCAACCAACGACUGUCAUCAUGGAGGACAACAAAGGUGUCCUGGAUCUCAUGAAGGACAGCAAACAUCACGAGCGGACUAAACACAUUGAUACCAAGUACAUGCGCACCAGAAACCAUGUCAAAGCCGGCGAUACCCGUCUUGAAGCUGUUGCUUCAGCAGAUAAUGUGGCAGACAUUUUUACCAAAGCUCUGGCUAAGCCGCAGUUUUUAUAUUUGAGGAAUCUUCUGGGUAUGAGUACCCGUCCUCAAGUUGAGGGGGGAAAUGGACUUGAUGCAGUGCUCGUCUCGUCAAAUAAUACCUCCAUCGUUACGCCGCAGUCAUUUUCGAAGACUCGACGACGCAAAGAUCAAGAGAUUGAAUCUUGA